AUUUUCUGACAGAACUGUGUAUUUGGCAUUAAAUACUCUUUCUGCUGGUUAUGCUUAGCAGCAGUCUCACAGGACACAAGCGGAUGCCUUUGCUUCCCCCUGCUUGUAGUUGUUAAGUCAUCUGGAUUUUAUUUUUUCCCCUUGGUUCUAAAAGGUACUCUAUGAAAACUACCUGCUAGUAACAAACUGUGACUUCCAACAUACUCUAGCAUGCUUGGUAAUAUUUUAAUUUUGUAAUGUGAGUAAUACUUUUCAUAUGGAUGUUGUUUUUUUCUGUAACAAAGUAGUAUUUGAAUAUAGGCCAAGGUUAAUUUGAAGAUUGGGAGGCAACCCAAAGUCUGUGUUGCAUAAGGAGUCAUGAGACCUUAAGAUAGAAAGGGGGAGGACUUAUUAGAAUUUUAAAGUGACUUGUAUAAGGUGCAAAGUAUCAGUAAUGCCUGGAAGUAUGUACUUUGAUGUAUGGUGUUUACAACAGCUGUGACUAAAUUUCUCCUGGCUUUGUUUCCCUUCUUUCUGUCAUGGGGGUUAGUGCUGUAAUGAAAUACACAUGCAGAUUCGAAAGUUCUUAUCUUCUAAGGUUUUGACUGUAUGCAGCUCCCAACCAUAUGAAAAUAAUGGCAUCAAGCAAACUCAAGCCCAAAAGUAAUAUGACAAUUCUUCUUAAAACUACUUUUCUUUGUCUCUCCCUUUACGCUGACAAACUUGUUUUGUGUGCCACACAUAACAUGAUCCUGAAACUAAAGUAAAUGUAUCCUACUGUUUAAAAAAAAAAAAAGUUCUAACUUGAACGCCAGGAAGAACUUUUCAGAUAGUCUGCCUACACAAAACAGUUUGUACAGCCACAAAGCUGUUAAAUUUUUUGAUAGGUUUAGUUUCAAAAAGUUGUGGGUUUAGCUACUACUUCUAGUAGUCUUCGAUGUUAGCAUUAUAGCAGUGGUUUUGACAAUAUAGCCAGUUGGUUUGAGAAGGGCUGUAUUACCUCUACAAACAUUUAUUCUUUGUUGCAUGCAUAGUUUGCAAAUAAAAUGCAAGGGUUUUUUUCUACCCUUGAGGUGAUCAAACAGAAGGUAUUAAAAACGCAUAGGUGAAUCAAAAGGACUCAAAAAGUCUCCCUAAGUCUAAGAAUGCAUUUAUUUAUACCUUUUCCUUGUCUUUUACCAAGCUUUUGCAAGGACUUUGUAGAGGAGAAGGUCAUAGGUGUUGGCAUAUGCAUUAUAGUCCUGCCACUGCAUGGUUAAACCUACAGGGCUGCUUGGAAUUUAUGAAGAACUCCAGGAUAAACAGGGCUCUAAUUCAGCAUAAUUUUUGCAUUUCUUAAUGGGCUGAGUGAAACCUGAUUGCUGCUUCAUGUCAUAAGUAUUAGUGACUUUAACAAGUCAGUGUAUGGACUGGAGGGGUCUUGAGCUGUGUUAUGUUAAGAAUGUUACCAGAAUGUACUCCCUAAGUUUGCUUUUCUUCAAAUUAUAGUAGUUGGAAUUCAUAAAUGGUGCUGAAGCUGUCCACAGGCUUUUUGAGUGACAGGCUGCCUUGGAGUGAGGAGGAAGUGGAAGUCUAUGUAAACGCAGAACAUGUGGCAAGGAUGGAAAUGUCUAAUGAAUGGUAACACAAGGAGGUUGGAGAGGGAAAUGCAGAAGCUGUUAGUAGGAUCUGUUCUCUUUUUUUCACAUUACAGUGAGCUUGCCUGUCUUAAACGAGUAUGGCAGAGUCAUCAAUAUGAAAAAAAUCAAAUUAUGGUUAGGAAAACUAAUACAUUGGGUUUUAUCUAUGAGAAACUUGAAGCUUUUAAUCAGCAAAACUAAUGAAAAUAAAAAAAAUAUUGGUAGUGCUGGAAAUGUGAUAUUUUUUUAAAAAAAUUGAUUCUCCCUAAGCAAGCUCUGCAAAAAAUUUUUAACCAAAAAGUUCGAUCAAAAAUGUCGUGAUAUGUGAGCAUUUUACAGUCUCUGCAGACUGUACCCUUUUCUAAGAAAGGGGUCAUCAAAGUAGAGGCUUGAAUGGGUGUCAAGAUAGGUUGUUUGUAGUUUUCAUACCUCAGUACACAAAAGAUGUCAGCAUAAUGAGCUGAUAAUAUAAUUAUAUUAAUUUGUGUUUGGUGAGUAUCUUGGAGUAGAAUAUUUUACAUUUACUAGACUGAAUCAUGAAAUGGAUGAAUGAGCUUUUUCCUAAAGUUCUUUGAAUAUGGUAGUGUAAUUCUAGUUGCUUUAAUACAUGAAAUUAAAUUCUAAUUCAAAACAUUCAUUUGUAACGGCAAUUUAAGUAAUUUCUAGUUUAAGAUGAUAGCUAAAACAUAAUAAGAUGACCUAUUUAUGGGUGCUAAAUUAUAUGGGGCCUGUAUGUUAGGAUAGCAUUUUAAGAAGUUGAACUCUUGGAACUUCCCGUGCAGUCUGACUAGGUGAUUUCUCAGUGGGUGGUGAAAUUCUUUUAUUUGGCUCAUUUAAAACUGAGGAAAACAUACAUGUGAUAUUUAAGCAGCAGAAAGAAUAUUGGGAACAGUUUCUACUCUUGCAUAUUUCCCUUGAUAAACUAUAGAUAAUGUUUUAAUUGAAGCAGAUACUCCUUUGUCUUAAGAAUGCUUUAAAUAAAGCUAAAGUGGUGACUUUCCUGUAAGUUCCAGAACAUCAAUUUCCUGUUUGUAACCAGAUAUACACUGUCUUUUUUUAAAUGUUUGUACAAAUUUCAGUGUAGGUUAGGAUGACAAGCAUACUUUAGGAACUUAUGCUUAUAGCUUUGUGCUAAUGAAGUAGUGAAUGAAGAAUAAAGAACUUUUUUUAGGUAUUUUGGGAAUUCAGGCCAGCUAAAGUAGUGUGUGUUGCAUAUAACUAAGAACGCAUUGGGAAUGAAGUUAUCCUGUCCAAUGUCUUUCAUGUGGUUAUUUGUGUACCUGAGUUAAACAAAGGUGUAUCUAACUCUCCCUGUAUACUCUGCCUUGUCCAGAAUAGAUGUGUAGAUGUGAAUAAUUGUUGUCUUUGUGGGUUGCGUCCUGGGAUAAAAAAAAAAACCCAAGCAACAUGGAGGCUGGUCCAGUUCAGUAACUUCCAUGAGAUACAGAUGGGAAUUCUGUCUGUUUACAGCAAUUAAAACACUUAAAGCAGAACUUAGAUUGUCAGUAUAAAAAUUGGAACACCAUAAAGUUGCUGAUAUAAUAGUGAAGGCCUUCUUGUCAGGAGCUACUUUUUCCUUCUCUUCACCAUCCCUUUUCACUUCUAGAACUUUAACAGAAGGAGAAUUAGUCAGGAGAGGAUGAGUGAGUUUAUUUUGGUGCACUUCCCAUGGGUCAGGUGCCUGGAUGCUGCUGGCAGAAGAGGGUAGGAGGUACAGAUUGAGAGCCCUUAUGGUGUAUGUCAGAUUAGUGCAACAUAUAACCAUGGAAUUAGUGUUAACUGGUCAUAAUCUGUGACUUGGAUAUUUGAGCUUACCCUGUUGCAAACUUUUUUCUGUUGUUUGUGGUUUUGGUUUUUUUUUCCCCUUUGUACUAACUUCUAUUCUGUUCUAUGUCCUUUACAAGCAUCGCCCUGGCUCCUAACAUUUAAUGUACUCCAGGAAAAACUGACAUCUACAACCAUCAGAAACCAGAUGUCUUGACUACUGGUGCUGGGAACCCAAUAGGAGAUAAGCUUAAUAUUCUGACAGUAGGACCACGUGGACCACUUCUUGUGCAAGAUGUUGUUUUCACUGAUGAGAUGGCUCAUUUUGACAGAGAGAGGAUUCCUGAAAGAGUCGUGCAUGCAAAAGGAGCAGGAGCCUUUGGCUAUUUCGAAGUCACUCAUGAUAUUACCCAGUAUUGCAAGGCAAAAGUGUUUGAACACGUUGGAAAGAGAACUCCUAUUGCUAUACGAUUCUCCACUGUUGCUGGAGAAUCUGGGUCAGCUGAUACAGUUCGUGACCCUCGAGGCUUUGCAAUGAAAUUCUAUACAGAAGAGGGUAAUUGGGAUCUUGUGGGAAAUAAUACCCCUAUCUUCUUUAUUCGGGAUGCAUUGUUGUUUCCGUCCUUCAUCCAUAGCCAAAAGAGGAACCCUCAGACUCAUUUGAAGGAUCCAGACAUGAUGUGGGACUUCUGGAGUCUUCGCCCUGAGUCUUUGCAUCAAGUGUCUUUCUUGUUCAGUGAUCGUGGUAUUCCUGAUGGCUAUCGCCAUAUGAAUGGAUACGGCUCACAUACUUUUAAACUGGUUAAUGCUAGUGGAAGAGCAGUUUAUUGCAAAUUCCAUGUGAAGACUGACCAGGGUAUCAAAAAUCUUUCUGUUGAAGAAGCAGGAAGAUUGGCUUCUACUGAUCCUGAUUAUGGAAUACGUGAUCUUUACAAUGCCAUUGCCAAGGGGGACUAUCCAUCAUGGUCUUUCUACAUUCAAGUUAUGACAUUUGAAGAAGCAGAGAAGUUUCCAUUUAAUCCUUUUGAUUUAACUAAGAUUUGGCCACAUGGCGACUACCCUCUCAUCCCUGUGGGAAAGGUUGUCUUGAACAGGAAUCCUGUGAAUUACUUUGUAGAGGUAGAACAGAUGGCGUAUGAUCCUAGCAACAUGCCACCUGGCAUUGAACCUAGCCCUGAUAAAAUGCUGCAGGGUCGUCUUUUUUCGUAUCCUGACACUCAUAGACACCGUCUAGGACCUAACUAUCUACAAAUUCCUGUGAACUGCCCCUUCAGAACUCGUGUGGCCAAUUACCAGAGGGAUGGACCAAUGUGUGUUUCUGACAACCAAGGUGGUGCCCCAAACUAUUAUCCAAAUAGUUUCAGUGGUCCAGAAGAUCAGCCCAUGGUAAAGGAGAGCCGCAUGGCUGUUUCAGGAGAUGUGCAGCGCUUCAAUAGUGCCAAUGAAGAUAAUGUGACUCAGGUGCGAGAAUUCUACACCAAAGUGCUGAAGGAGGAUGAACGCCAAAGGCUGUGUAAAAACAUUGCUGAUCAUCUUAAAGAUGCACAACUCUUCAUUCAGAAGAGAGCAGUGAAAAACUUCACUGAUGUUCAUCCUGACUAUGGUGCCCGUAUUCAGGCUUUGCUGGACAAAUACAAUGCUGAAGGUGGGAAAAAGGAUGUAAUUAGGACAUAUACACAGUCCACGUCUCGUGUGUCUGCCAAAGAAAGAUCCAACCUGUAAAGCGUGCUGCAGAGACUUACUCUUGCGAAUUUUGCGUCCUUACAACUGCAGGACAACCUGCUGAACAUGUUAAUGAAUGUAGCAGACUUCCGCACAAACACAGAAGUGUUUUACAGGCUUGAUUUAUUAAGCUUUCAAGUGCCUGUAUCUGUACUGGAAACUAAGUAACCCAAGCUAACAAUCCUAGUGCCUUUCAACACUAGUGCUUUACUGCUUGUUAACAACACGUGUUUUAAGGAAAUUCAUGACUAAAAAUUGUUUCUAGAAGCAAACAUAAGUUUAAUCAAAAUACUGCUUCUUUUUUUUUUUUAAUUGUAAAACUUCCCAGGCUAAAUCACACAAUAGAACUUCUGUAAUGAUACUGUGAUUAUCCUUAUGGAUAAACUUGUUCAUGUUAAAAAGCUGAUGUUGUUCAAUAUUUCUAAUAAAAUACUUAUCUCUAUGUAUUUGUAGACAUUUCCUUUGAAUUUAAUUUUUGGCCUUCCAGUAAGAUGUUGGUUAUGUCUCGUUCCUUAUGAUCGGAAUGAAGACAAGUAGAAAGUUUAAUCUGUAAUAUGUAAAUUUUAUUCUCAAUAUAUAUUUUGAGAUAAUCUUUGCUUACUAAUGUUAGGUUGGGAUAUAACUAACCUAAAGAUGUUUUCUUAUUACAUAUACUUCCCAGUUAAAUUGAUUACAUCUACAUUUUGGAGAGGGGAGGAAAUUGUUCUUUCUAACAUCUAAGAAUUGAAAUAGAAAAAAACCAGAAAAAUAAUAAUUUUUCAAGUGUCUUGAAAUUAACUUCCAAAUGCACGAAUAUUUUUAUCUUGGCCCAAAUCAAGCUCAAGCAGUUUCAGAACUAUUCCUAAUGGUUCUUGACUUUCUGUUAUUUUACUGCUAUAACCUGAUAUUGCUGUCUAAUGAUCAAGCCAGGGCUAGACUUUAAUUGAAGUGGCAUGUUUGUAUGAAUAUGGGUAUUUAUAGCUAGAUAUAUGUAUAAAGCCUCAUUUCAGGCAUAUUAUAAUGUUGCCUAGUAUUUGCGAUUUAGUUAAUCAGUGCAAAUGAUUUUGGAACCCUUUGGAUUGAAAGGUCUUCCCUAUUAUUCCUUAGAUUGAAAGGAGUUCCUUUAGCUUAGUAAUAUUGGUUUUUGUCUUCUAUCUUGUAGUGUAAUCUUUAAUCAGGCUUUACUAAUUGGCACAAAAUGGAAGCGUUUUUAUAUUUGAGAAAUGAGAGCAAUGUUUAAAUGAUAACUAUGGAAUUUCUGGACACUACCUUGGCUGAAUCUGAGUAGUGGUUACCUAAGAAAGCAUGUUGUCAGCAUCUGAGUGUUUUACUGUACAAGCAUACAACAAAGCCAAGGCUUAAACUACUGUGUUAUAAGGGCAAAAAUCCCACCUAGUAUUUUUUCUUUAGAUAAUUAUUUGGAAAGUGUUACCCAAUUAUGGGGUAAUUAGCGUCCAAGCUGACUACUGAACUUUUGAAUUAAAAAAAUAUAUAUAAUCUGUCAUACAUGUUGCACACUGAAGUUAGUCCUAACAGACCAAAAGAGUUUCAGAAGUGUGCUCAGCAGGAUCGGGCAAUUCGCUGUGGAUCUAAAGUCUGGCAAGUUUUAAUAACUCCUCUGUUACUUCUUCCUCUUCCCUUGCCAAAGAUUAACGUAUAUGUGUGAUUAGCAUUACUCCUAAUUUUGAAAUAUUUGCUUUCCUUGUUUGCCUGCUGAUGCUGCCUCAUUAGCCAUUUGCGUUGGAAAAAGCAUGAAUGCUGAUACAAAGGAUUUCAGAGCCCAGCUACUAGCUCUUAACUCAAGCAAAUGUUAUACAGAUUUCAAAUCAUAGCAGGUUUUUUCUGUAUUCAGUGCAUUUCUGGGUGUGUCUCGAGUUGUGUUUUUUGAGUAGGAGUACUUCCUGAUUUGACAUUUAAGGGUGAAUUGGCGUUCUAAGAAGUGAUGGCAGAUAAAGAAGAGUAGAUAUUAAGUGCUGUUUCAUUAAAUUGUAGAAAGCUACUUCUUUAACUUGUUUAUCUGUAACUUACUGUGAAAAAUUAGCUGUGGUAUAGAUGCAGUAAAAUAAUAUGAACUGAUGGCCUACUCUAUUCUGGGAUUCAACUGGUUUUUUAACUGAUCAGCAGGUGGGAGCUGAAAGAGCUACAUAAAUGAGUGGGAAUAUUUCUUGCUGGAACACAGAAUCCUAAUGAGCUUUGGAAAAGAAUAAGCAAGGCUUAAUCUUUAAUUUUGAUUGUGUCUGCUAAAUGAAUUAUGUUGUCUUCCUCUUUUUUUUCUGAAAUAAAACCAAAUUUUAAAA
Athene cunicularia (burrowing owl) is the source of this 7360-nucleotide messenger RNA. It is a transcript of the gene CAT, whose product is annotated as catalase. The record is from RefSeq and is a predicted model, not a curated record. The transcript has 13 exons. NCBI's taxonomy places the organism in Eukaryota, Metazoa, Chordata, Aves, Strigiformes, Strigidae. Gene Ontology annotation, molecular function: heme binding; catalase activity. Bases 3678 to 5084 code for a protein of 468 amino acids. Gene Ontology annotation, cellular component: cytoplasm; mitochondrion; peroxisome. Gene Ontology annotation, biological process: response to hydrogen peroxide; hydrogen peroxide catabolic process.